AUGGUUCCAGCUGACCUUGUGGCCAACGAGAGGGCCAGGAUGCGUCAGCGUCUCGACGACCAGGACGACACGACGCCCAAAAGCGGCAUCAAGGUGCAGGAAAGAGCCAUCAGCAUCAGAGCGUGGCAAUCCAAAUGGGACCGCUCUCCAAACGGCAGGCGAACGCACAGGCUGCUCCCCGAUAUUUGUGGAGAAUAUGGAAAAGAUUUUUCCAAAGCAUAUAACUUGAAACGUCAUCAAACAACUUCUUUGACUUGCAAUCUUCAAAAUAACAUUGUUGAAAAUAAUUUUGCAUGCUGUAAAUGUUAUAAAAAAUUCAAUCGUAGAGGUACUUUAGAACGGCAUAUAAAGAUUCACCACACGUCCACAACGUUUAACGUUCAGAAGAACCCCAGUAAAUAUAAAAAUAUAUGCGAAUUAUGUCAGAAAAACUUUGCUAGUCUUGAUGGACUAAAACGCCAUCAAAAAAGUGUACAUCCAAAACGUGUUAAAGAAGGAAAACAAUUUCUCCGUGUCCAACAAUAUUUUGAAUGUAAUUACUGUAAUAAAAAAUUCCUGCGGAAAGACACCCUAAUCCGUCAUAUUAAAUGUGGUCACUUAUUUGAAUCAGAUGUUUUUGAAUGUUUUCAUUGCUCGAGAAAAUAUGCUAGAAAAAAUGAUUUAGCAAAUCAUAUCAGUGAAUGUUUUAACUACAAGAUUGCUGAUUGUCCUAAGGAUGCAAUACAGAUAUGGAAGUCUUAGAAACACAAUGGAGAAAUCUAACAUGUUUAAGAUACGCCGAUAUUUGUAAUUCAUCAACCCCUAUUGAUGAAAAAAGUACUCAAGAGUUUUGGAUAGAUAUUUUGAAUAUUCGAGAUAAUGGAGAUGAAAAAAAAUUUGAGGACUUGGCUCUAUUUGUAUUGCAAAUACUUUCCUUACCAUUAUCAAAU
Myzus persicae (green peach aphid) is the source of this 929-nucleotide messenger RNA. RefSeq names its product gastrula zinc finger protein XlCGF57.1-like. Gene Ontology annotation, molecular function: RNA polymerase II cis-regulatory region sequence-specific DNA binding; DNA-binding transcription activator activity, RNA polymerase II-specific. Gene Ontology annotation, biological process: regulation of transcription by RNA polymerase II. The transcript is spliced from 7 exons. Bases 1 to 741 code for a protein of 246 amino acids. NCBI's taxonomy places the organism in Eukaryota, Metazoa, Arthropoda, Insecta, Hemiptera, Aphididae. The record is from RefSeq and is a predicted model, not a curated record. Gene Ontology annotation, cellular component: nucleus.